This is a messenger RNA of Coffea eugenioides, 660 nucleotides long. RefSeq names its product cyclin-dependent kinase inhibitor 4-like. Gene Ontology annotation, cellular component: nucleus. The transcript has 3 exons. Bases 1 to 660 code for a protein of 219 amino acids. Gene Ontology annotation, molecular function: cyclin-dependent protein serine/threonine kinase inhibitor activity. NCBI's taxonomy places the organism in Eukaryota, Viridiplantae, Streptophyta, Magnoliopsida, Gentianales, Rubiaceae. The record is from RefSeq and is a predicted model, not a curated record. Gene Ontology annotation, biological process: negative regulation of cyclin-dependent protein serine/threonine kinase activity.
AUGGUGGUGAACCAUGCUCAAACCCCGCUUGGUGUACGUACGAGGUCCAUGACUCUGGAACUCAAGCGUAUACAGAAGUUACCUGCUUCACCAUCAGCUGCAUCUGCAGCCAUUGGAGAUGGUGGAUCCUAUCUGCAACUGAGGAGCCGUAGGGUGGAAAGGCUCUCACCAUUUGCUGCUAAAGCAAAAACCCGAAAGAUUCUCAAGGGUUCGACUUCAAAGAGCCAGGGAACUAGGCCAGCCAGUGAGAAUCAAGAAAGUGAGAAAGACAAGGGGAAGCGUCCAAUGCUGGAGGAGAAUGAAAAUGAGGAGAAAAACAAAAACCCUGAUGAUUUGAAGGUCAUGGAGUCCUCCUGGGGAGAGAACAACUUGGAGGCUAAAAGUGCUGAAAGGGCCACAAGGGAGACCACGCCAGUCCAUUUGAUUAGGGAUCCAAACGCUCUGGUUCUUCCCCCCUUUUCAAGCACCAGGCGUCGCUACACCCGCACCACAAGGGCCAAUCCAAGGCAGUUCAUUAACCCGGUAGAAGAUUACCUGAACGCACUUUUUGGUGAUCUUGAAGAGAGGCAUAAAAACAAGUGCAUUGAGAAGUACAACUUCAACUUCGACAAGGAAGAGCCGCUACCUGGCCGUUAUGAUUGGGAGAAAUUGAUGCCUUAA